UGUUCGGAUAUUUGUAUCACUUUACAUCGGGAGUGUACCUCGAUAGUGCAGUCUUGAGUAGUUGCAGUCGCGAGGUAACAUGCAUAAAGACAAGUACGAAAUAACCCCGGAACACAGGACAAAAUUGACAGAUCGUCUGACGUCAUAUUAUGGUAACAUCCGAAGUCUCCUCCUUGGCGGAAUUUUGACAGGUCGGAGGUCAACCUAUCAGGUAGACGAUUUCCCGGAUGAGGGACAUGCGCCAUGUUACCGGAAGGAGAAGGAGGGAAAAGAAGAAACACAGCUGAAACCAAGAUGUGUUGACCUCCAGCGCACGUUCAACAGGAACGUGCAUCGCACGAGCGCCUACGAGAUCCCAAACCUGAUACUGAGGAGGGGCCAAACAUUUGAUAUCAGCAUCACAUUUGACAGAACCUUUAGCGAGUCUACAGACGACAUCGUCCUCAAAUUUGUGACAGGUCGUCAGCCACUACAGAGCAAGGGUACUGUUAUACCAGUCAACAAGGUCCGAGAGAUAUCCCCGGCAAGAUGGGGCUAUCAGAUCCUUGGUGUCGAAGACAAAAAGGUCAACAUUAAAGUGUGUUCCGGAAGUGACGCAAUCGUCGGCAGGUACCAGUUGUUUAUCGAUACAACGCACAAGGAGAGUGACGACAGUAUCGAGACUUGUCGUUACAGUCACCCUGACGAUAUCUACGUCAUCUUCAAUCCAUGGUGCUCAGACGAUCCUGUGUUCCUUGACGACGAGAACCUGAGACAGGAGUACGUGGUAAACGAGACCGGAAGGAUAUGGAUGGGAACUGUCCGGAAGUUCUGUGUCCGUCCAUGGAAUUUCGCCCAGUUCGAUGACGUUUGCCUUGUGGCGGCUUUAGCUAUGAUGGAAAAGUCCGAACUUGGGGAUCCCGCCCGAGGAAACCCACUACUUGUCGUCCGAGCAUUGUCACGUGUGAUCAACAACAAUGAGCGAGAUGGCGGAGUUUUGAUCGGGAACUGGUCCGGAAAAUAUGACGAUGGUGUCGCUCCAUACGCCUGGAACGGAAGUGCUGCCAUUUUAGAAGAGUUUUUGAAGAAGAGGAAGGGCGUUAAGUUCGGACAGUGUUGGACCUUUGCGGCCGUUGCCACCACAGUUUUCCGCGCCUUGGGAAUACCAACCCGGUGCGUGACCAAUUUCAAGUCUGCACACGACAGUGACUUCAGUACACAAAUUGACAACUUUUGGACGGAGAGUGGAAAGCCAAGGAAAAUGAUGAAUGAUACAAUAUGGGAUUUCCACGUCUGGAACGAGUCUUGGUUUCGCCGUUCGGACCUUCCUCCUGGUUAUGAUGGUUGGCAGGCGUACGACCCCACUCCCCAAGAGUGUUACGAAGGUGUGUUUACCUGCGGCCCUGCUUCUGUGAAGGCCAUCCGCGACGGAGAGCUCUACCUAGGUUUUGAUGCCAAGUUUCUGUUUGCGGAAGUAAAUGGCACCCGCGUUCACUGGACUGUGGAUGCAGAGGGAAACAUGGACCCGAUAGAAGAGGAACGUGACAUCGCCGGGCACUUCAUCAGUACAAAGGCAGCGUCCACUAUUUCUCGAGAGGACGUCACUCACUGCUACAAGCAUUGCACAGAUUCUCAUGACUACACGGCCGCCAUGGAGAGGGCCAACAACCUGUCCUGUCGGACACUGAGAGCGAUCAAAGGUCCCACCGUGGCCGAUGUAGACUUCACGUUCAACGGUGAAAUGAAGAAAAAUGGUGACAUCCAGAUUAAUUUGAAUAUGCGCAACACAAGCGUUGAGAGUCGAGUGGUCGAGGGAAAUAUUGUAGCUAUUUCAACAAAGUACACUUCAGUUCCAGCCACUGAACUUCGAGAGAGCACAGCUACCAACAUCCUGGAACCGGCGUCAGAUGGUGAACUCUCGCUUACUGUUAAAUGCUCAGACUACAUAAACAACAUCGAUCCAGAUAGUCAUGUGAGCAUAUACGCCAUGGCAACGGUCAAAGAAACUGGUCAGCACUUCAUUCGAAGGGACAUAUUCAGAGCCGAGCAUCCCAACCUUGAUCUGAAGGCGGAAGGGACGGCCACGGUAGGAAAACCCCUUGACGUAAUUAUCAAGUUGGUCAAUACGCUCUCUGUGCCACUGUCGGGAGGAUACAUCAACUUGGAGGGUCCGGGCAUGCAUAAGCCAUCCGCUGUUAAGAUCAAGAAAUCUAUCGCCCCGGACGAGGAAAUACGAGAGACAAUACAAAUCAAACCGAGGAGAGCUGGGAGGAGGGAAAUAAUCGCCUGCUUUCAAUGCAAACAAAUAUGUGACGUCACAGGUGUAAUUGAAAUAGAAGUUGUAGGGGAAAAGUAAACACGAUGUCAUCAAGGCAAAAACUACGUAACAUUUGAGGCGUAGUUUACAACAAUAAACAAUUAUGUCCGUCAUUAACGGUGUGCUAUACCACGGAUAAAAAUAUAUAGAAAGUCCGCGGUUAUACAAUACAUAUGUUAAACAAAUAGCUUGCUGUACUAUGAAAUGUUUCAAAUGAUUGUGUGUCGUGUUAAGAAGUAAUGCCUAAAUGACUGUAACGAGUUUUGCUGUAAUAACGCGGUUUAUCCAAGUCCGUGGUAAUAUGUUGAAUACUUGUGUAACGAGUGAUGUUUGUGUCCUUUGAAUAAAAACGUGCUAUAUUAGUUUCGUGAAUAUUUAUGUCACGUGCUACCUUUGUUUCCGAGUACUUACGUGACGUGUUAUAUUUCUUCGUGAAUAUUUGUG
Messenger RNA from Ylistrum balloti, 2740 nucleotides. Its product is annotated as protein-glutamine gamma-glutamyltransferase K-like. Gene Ontology annotation, biological process: peptide cross-linking. Lineage: Eukaryota; Metazoa; Mollusca; Bivalvia; Pectinida; Pectinidae. The transcript is spliced from 14 exons. Bases 80 to 2335 code for a protein of 751 amino acids. Gene Ontology annotation, molecular function: protein-glutamine gamma-glutamyltransferase activity. The record is from RefSeq and is a predicted model, not a curated record.